UUUUCUCUGUCAGAAAAAAAAGACACGUUCUUUUUUCUACUCUACCCUAGACCCCUGAUAGACCUAUUUGAUAUACGCUACUACCUGGCAGUUCCAUACGAUGAAUGCAAAAGGAGGAGAAGUACACGGAACUACACUGUUCCUGACCCACCAGGUCUCUUUGAUGGACAUGUCUGGCCCAUGUACUUAAAACACAGGAAAGAAAUGGAGGACUGUGGGGUUGAUGUUGUUUAUUUAGAUGGACUGAAGUCUAGAGAUGAACUUUACAAUCAAGUCUUUGAAGAUAUUCACAACAAGCUUUUAAAUUGCUUGUAGGUAAAUACGUCCCUGCUUCUGAGGGGGUGAAGCAUGAGGGGCUGACUGCUGGAAACAACCUGCCUUUAAGCUUGGGUAGCUGUACUUUCCCUUCUUGCUUUUCAGGGUCUCGAAGACCUGAAAGACCCAUGUACAGAAUGAUGUAAAUAGUACUUAAAAGUCAGAAUGAAGGUUUAUUUGUGUAAACUCUGUGUACUGUCCUUUGGAAAGCAUCUUUUGUAUAUAAUUGAAAAAUGAAGAUAACUUAUUCACAACUCUGUGAUGGACAGGAUUGUUUUGUUUUUUUUUUUUAUUUUCUUAUUUUGUAUUCCACUGGCUUAAACAUCAGUUGAAAAUGCCUUUUUAUAAUGGAACAAGUAGACCUGUGUUAGGAAAACUAACUCUUCUGCUUAUGUGCUUCUGCAGAUAUUAAGUCUUUAUGUAAUGGCUUGUUUGUAAUGUCAUCUCUUCAAUUCAGUAAAAAUCAAAUUUAAUAUCUCUUGCUGUUGAGGUCCUGUUUUACUAUGUCAGUCCUUAACUGCAGGAGAAAUGGGCACAAAACUCCCCCAAAACACACCAACAGCCCCUCCUAUUCCAUAGGGCAUUUGAAAUUUCACCCCCGUGCAGCCUCAAACCUUUUGUGAGCUGCUUCUGCCUUGGUUUAAGUGAUCACAUGGGCCUGGAAGUUCAGACAUCUCAGCCAGGGAGAGAUUCGUGGAGGUGAACAGCACUUCAGAUAUUUUUAAAGUGCUGGUAUGGAACCAGUUUUAUGUCAGCCCCAGCUUCAUGGUGUUUCUCCCUUCACGCUCAAAACAAAUUAGCACGUAAAGAUACUAUGGCCUGUUUCACAGACCACUCGGCUGCUCCCAAGGUGAGAAGUUUGGCUGGAAGCCUAUUUCUGCCUUUUGCAAUCUAGAAGAGAACGUUAUUUGGUCCUAAAUUCUCCAGCUAGCUCAGCGUCGAGAGCUGGCAAUGGCUGCAGCUGUGAAUUUAAAAUCCAGAAAGCAAAUUGUGGGAUUUCUUGGGGACUGGGAGUAGCAGCCUCAUAUUAAAAUUCUGUUACUGGAAGAAACUUUUCAGGGCUUGGUACUGAAAAUGCCAUCCUAAUGCCCGUUUGAAACAGUGUUUAAACACAUCCUUGGGGUCCAGGUGCAGUCUGUUUACCAACAGACUUUUCAUCAACUCGCUGUGGAGGUGGUGUAAGGAAUCUCUGCUGCAGGGAGCACGUACCCCUGUGUAAUCUGCCUUCACAAUGUGUCCUGG
Molecule: messenger RNA, 1557 nt
Organism: Athene cunicularia (burrowing owl)
Lineage: Eukaryota; Metazoa; Chordata; Aves; Strigiformes; Strigidae
Gene: NMRK2
Product: nicotinamide riboside kinase 2
Exons: 3
Source: RefSeq, a predicted model, not a curated record